Messenger RNA from Camelina sativa (false flax), 669 nucleotides. NCBI's taxonomy places the organism in Eukaryota, Viridiplantae, Streptophyta, Magnoliopsida, Brassicales, Brassicaceae. The record is from RefSeq and is a predicted model, not a curated record.
AGAGAACGUGUUUCUGUGUCCUUAGGAAGUGUAUAAAAUUGGAGGAAGAAAGUUUGGAUUCUUGAAUUUGGGAGCGUAUGAUUGUGCACCAGCCUCAUUGAUUAUAGACCGAACAAAGAUAGGAUCUUGUUUCAAGCCACUCACCGAGUUGAUGAAUCUGCAUAACAAGAAGUUUCCUAAUGUUUUAAGGCAGUUGGAGCACGAACUAUCCGGAUUCAGAUACGCCCUUCACGAUUAUCACGCUUCUUUAUCCGAAAGAAUCAACAAUCCUUCAAAAUACGAGUUUAAGGAAGGGAAGAAGGCAUGUUGUGGGACUGGACCAUUAAGGGGAAUCAAUACGUGUGGAGGCCGAGUUUUGGGACCAGCACAAGGCUACGAGUUAUGUGAAAACGUUACGGAUUACUUGUUUUUCGAUUCAUUUCAUUUGACAGAGAAGGCUCAUCGACAGAUCGCAGAGCUUAUUUGGAGUGGACCGUCAAAUGUUACCGGACCUUAUAAUCUCAAAACCCUGUUUGAAUUGAAGUAGAUUUUGUCGAUGUAUACAUACAUAUAUAGGUCCUAGCUAUUAAAAUAAAAGACGAGGUUACUAUCUUGUAUAGUCCUAGCUACUAGUAGUCAUGUUCUUUGUGUUGUUUAUAAAUACUAAGAAUUGAUAAGUGUUUGCAAGAA